AGCCCCUCCAUACUGGCUUACCAUUCUGAUCUGCUGCACUGGUUUUCUAAGCAGAAUGGUUUUACUUGUUUCAUUGCUCUUUGGCAUAUAGGCUUUUUGCUCCUGGGCUGCCUCUCCUCCUGCCAGAGAAGCACCGACUGUGCUGCUUUCCCCCACCUGUGAUGACACUACAGUAGAGGAGGCUGCAGAUCUGGCUCUUCACCAGAUCAUUGCUGACCAAGAAGAGGGCUACAUACUCAGUCUCUACUGAAUUUUCAAUGUUUGAGAACAUCCUCAGAAGAUCACUGGUUCUGUAUUCUAUCUAAUCUUGGAUAUAGUAGAUACUGAAUGUCAUGUAUUCAGCAAAAAGUUGUGGAAGAACUGUAUGGCCAGAUUUGCUCAUACAAUUGUUUAUGGUCAAUGCAAAGCAAUUAUCUACAUUAAUCAGGCAAGAAAUAUUGCUCAUCUGAAUACUUAUGAGUGCACUUUACAACCAGUUCCACACAGAUAUAUUUGGACAGUAUGUCCUGACUGCCCAGUUGACUGUCCGACUAAGCCCGAAUAUUUGGAGGCUGCUGUUCAAAGCCUUGCCAAGUUCACUGCAGAGAGCGAACAAACUCCUUAUUUCUCUGUCCUCAAGGUCACAAGAGCUUCAAUGCAGUGGGUUGUUGGUCCUGCGUAUUUUUUAGAGUUUUUAAUUCAGGAAACAUCCUGCUCCAAAAAUGGCAUGAUUGCUGACAUCUCUAAGUGCAAGCCACUUUCAUCGGAAUCAGCUCAAAUCGGAUUCUGCAAAGGCUCUGUAGUAAACAGCCACUUGGAACACGAAGAGUUUGUCACAAUAUCCUGUGAAAUCUACAGUCUGCAGAUAUUUCUUAAUCUGAUCUUAAUAUUGCAAGGGAUGUACCUGGGUACUACUGCAUUCCCAGAUGGCAUUGAUAUGAUUAACAGCUGGUAA
Messenger RNA from Opisthocomus hoazin, 934 nucleotides. The record is from RefSeq and is a predicted model, not a curated record. Lineage: Eukaryota; Metazoa; Chordata; Aves; Opisthocomiformes; Opisthocomidae.